Messenger RNA from Phragmites australis (common reed), 1533 nucleotides. RefSeq lists its product as uncharacterized. The record is from RefSeq and is a predicted model, not a curated record. Lineage: Eukaryota; Viridiplantae; Streptophyta; Magnoliopsida; Poales; Poaceae. The transcript has 2 exons. Bases 185 to 1525 code for a protein of 446 amino acids.
CUCGGUUUGUCGACAGCCUAGUCUCCACGCCCACUACAUCAAUUCCCCAACGUCCCCCCACACCGAAAGCCAUCGAUCGAGCAGUACGAGCCCCACGCCACCUCGUCGGCUCCGACGCCGUCCUCCCCCUCCGGUGGUCCGGGAGCGCGGGACCGGAUCUCCGGUGGGACGGUGUGGGUGUGGGAUGGACUUCGCGAAGAUGAAGCGGCGGGAGCUGCAGGCGCUCUGCGGGCAGCACGGCCUCGCCGCACGCGGCUCCAACGCCGACCUCGCCGCCAGCCUCGCGGGCGCGCUCUCGGGGGGUGCUUCUGCUGUGGAGAAGAUGGUUGAGGUGGUGGUGGGGAAAGGGUGCUUGAAGCAGCCGAGGGGCAGCAGUUCCGGUGCGGCCAAGAAGGUGACCUUUGUGUUGGAGGAAAAGGAGGAGGCUGGGGAGGCACUUCUUGCUUCAGCAGUAAGCGGAAGGGGCCGUGGGUGGAAGCGUGUUGAAAUUGGUGGUGAUUCUGCUGAUGAAGGUGUUGCUGGAGAGGUGUAUGCAGAUGCCCGAGUGACGUGGUCCAGGACAAACACGGUGAAUUUGCAUGCUGACAGUCACAAUAAUCUUGCUGAUGCUGAGGAAGACAGGGAGGUGGUAGGUGCAGCUGUUGAUAGGAAGCAGAAGCGGAAGACCCAGGAGAAUGCUAAGGGUAUUGCUGCCAAUGCUCAGGCUGGACUUUCUCAUAGAAACAUGAGGAAGUCAGGCUUGUCUGCAGCUGCUGACACUCAUAGAGUUGAAAGUCGGAAUAAUCCUGCUGAGGCUGAGGAAGAAGGGGAGGUGAUUGGAGAAGUUGGUCAUACGAAGCGGAAGCGGAAGAUAAUAGGGAAGCGCAAUGCCGGGGAGACACUUCCUGUUGCAGCAGUAAGUGGAAGGGGCAAUCGGCGUAAGCGCACUGAAGAACGUGGUGGUGAUUCUUCUGCUGAAGGUGCUGCUGGAGAGGUGGGUGCAGAUGCCCGAGUGACACGGUCCAAGAGGAAUGCGCUGAGUUUGAGUGCUGAUGGUGGAGUUGAAAGCCGGAAUAUUCCUGCUGAGGCUGAGGAAGAAGGGGAAGUGGUAAAAGAAGCUAUUGAUAGUAAGCGGAAGCGAAUGACCCGGGGGAAUGCUGAGGAUAUUUCUGCCGAUGCUCAUGCUGGAAUUUCUUGUACAAGCACGAGGUGUUCAAGCUUGUCUGCAGAUGCUGUUCUGUUGUGUCCUGUUGUUGAGAAGAAAAGAGAGAGGAAGAAGGCAGGAGAUUCUAAGGAUGAAUUGGGUGCUGAUGAGAAGGCUGCUGAAGCUCAAGGUUUGGCCACUGCAGCAUUACCUGUUAUUGUUGAAAGUAAGAGAAGUCGGAGGAAGGAAGAAGAUUGCGAGCCUGCUGUGCAGGAGUCGGCUAAGGUAGAAGUAUCUGGUAGGGUCACAAGAUCUUGCUCAGUAAAUGCUGCUGCAACGUUUCCCGUUGUCGUUGAGACCAAGAGGAAGUGGAAGACUGAAGAUGUGCACCUGGAUAGGUAGACGACUAC